AUGAGACACCGACGACUACCGUUCCUAUCGUUCCGCAGGAGGGGUAGCAAUGUCAAAUUCGUCAGCAUGUUGUGAGCCGAUUGGAGCGACAUCGGUCGUAAUCGUGCUCGGUAGGCCCACUGCUGGUUGACGUGCUAGAGCGUGCAGCUGUCGACAUCUUGAACGCCGCAAUGAGGAGCAUUAUAAGAGAAGCAACGUUGGCAGCCAUGACCACUUAUAUCUGGACUACACAAGCUUUGAAGCUCAGACAAUCAUCAUCACAACUGCAAACAUGCCUACCGAGUUUAUAUCUCUAGCAUUCGCAAAUGCUUCCACGGAAUUGGAGCCCAUCCCGGGUGCGCCCAUUGACCCAGACUUCCUGAAAAGAUACUCCCAGAACCUGGAUGACUAUGGCUUCAACUACACUCUCCAGCCCUACGACUCCUCAUUCUUUGACCCCUUCACCACGGGCGCUACAAUCGCCUCUCACACCAAGAACCUCAAGGUUAUCAUUGCCCUCCGCCCCAACACCGUCUACCCAACCGUAGCAGCCAAAUCCCUCGCCACACUUGACCAGCUCUCUAAAGGCCGUGCUGUCGUGCACUUCAUCGCCGGCGGCAGCGACGUCGAGCAAGCCCGAGAAGGCGAUUUCCUAAACAAAGACGAACGUUACGCACGUCUGGAAGAGUACAUCAAGAUCCUCAAGCGCGCAUGGGCGUCAUCCGAGCCAUUCGACUGGGAGGGCAAAUACUACCAGUUCAAGGGCUUCAGCAACCGCGUGCGCCCCGUCAACGGCACCAGCAUCCCCAUCUCCGUCGGCGGCAGCAGUGACGAAGCAUACCGCGUCGGCGGUUCGCUGGCGGAUAUCUUCGGGCUAUGGGGCGAGCCGCUCAAGGAGACCAAGCAGCAGAUCGAACGCAUUUACGCCGAGGCCGCGAAGGCGGGUAGGACCGACCGCCCGCGUAUCUGGGUCACGUUCCGCCCGAUUGUCGCGGAGACGGAGGAGUUGGCGUGGCAGAAGGCGCAUAGGACGCUCGACGCGCUGCAGGCGAAUCGCGACGCCGGGUUUGGGAAGGUUGCGGCCGGCGCGCCGCCGCCGCAGAACGUCGGUAGCCAGAGGCUGCUCGAUAUUGCGAAGAGGGGCGAAGUGCAGGACCGAGCGCUGUGGUAUCCUACUGUCACGGCGACGAAUGCGAGAGGUGCUUCGACGGCGCUGGUAGGCAGCUACCAGACGGUUAUUGACUCCAUCCUGGACUACGUCGACCUUGGGUGCGAGCUGAUUUCUAUUCGUGGGUAUGACAACCUCAACGAUGCGAUUGAUUACGGGAGGUAUAUUCUGCCAGGUGUGCGGAAAGGAAUCGAGAAGAGGGAAGGUGCGCAGCAGAACGGAAACGGGAAUGGGAUCGUGAACAAGGUCGCAGAGGCUGUUGAGAGCGUGACGGUGCGCGACGGUUGAGUAACUGUGUGGUAGUCUCAAUGCAAACGAUUAACGACAUUUGAAUCUGUACAGAAUAUCUUCCCGUGAUUGGGUUGGG
Boeremia exigua is the source of this 1514-nucleotide messenger RNA. RefSeq names its product luciferase-like domain-containing protein. Gene Ontology annotation, molecular function: oxidoreductase activity, acting on paired donors, with incorporation or reduction of molecular oxygen. The transcript has a single exon. The record is from RefSeq and is a predicted model, not a curated record. NCBI's taxonomy places the organism in Eukaryota, Fungi, Ascomycota, Dothideomycetes, Pleosporales, Didymellaceae. Bases 272 to 1435 code for a protein of 387 amino acids.